AUGAAAAGCCAGGUCAAUUUUUCAGAUGAUUGCCGCUGGUUUACGGGACCUAAAUUUCUAUACGAAUAUGAAGAUGAAUGGCCAAAAACGCAAGAAAUACCUACUUGUAACCUAGACACUGAAGAACUUCGUCCCAAAUUUGCUUUGCUGGUAAAUACCCCUGUUGUUUUUGAAUUCGAUAGAUUUUCAUCAUAUUUGAAAUUAAAACGUACGAUUGCCUGGGUGUUACGUUUUAUAAAUCGUUGCCAAAAGAAGAUUGGUCCUGAAGAAGGAAAUGGUUUAACUACUGCAGAGUUAAAAAGUGCUGACAUUUGUCUUUGCCGUCAAGCCCAACGAGAAAAAUUUAGCGCUGAAAUUGAAAUUAUUAAAAAUGAAGGUACUUUGCCCAAAAGUAGUGAGUUGUAUGCCCUGACUCCAUAUAUGGAUGAAAAUUCAUUACUUCGAGUUUAUGGUCGUGUGGAUGCAGCUAGUUGGUUACCAUUGGAUAUAAGGCGUCCGAUUAUAUUACCGUCGUUUCAUCCUGUCACCGAGUUGUUUGUGGCCCAUGUACACGAAAAAAUGAAACAUCAAAAUUUUGAAGCUACAGUUUGUGAAAUUCGAAGAUCAUUUUGGAUUCCCCGCCUUAGAAAAAUUUUACGUAAGCGUGUUUCUAAUUGUUUUAUUUGCAGAUUUCGUCGUACAUUGCCGGUGCCACCACUUAUGGGUUCUUUGCCAAAAGACAGAUUGACGCCAUAUAUUCGUCCAUUUUCCUACACUGGAUUGGACUAUUUUGGUCCAGUUAUUGUAACCGUUGGUCGUCGCCAUGAAAAACGUUGGGUGGCCUUAUUUACUUGCCUGACCAUAAGGGCCAUUCAUUUGGAAGUCGCUUUCGAUUUGUCAACCGAUGCGUGUAUUCUUGCCAUACGCAAUUUUAUAAAUCGACGUGGCCUGCCUACAAGACUGAGGAGCGAUAAUGGUACAAAUUUUGUUGGUGCUGAUAAAGUUGCCAAGAGGUUCAGUGAAGUAUUUGAUGUGGCUCAAAUUCAAGAUGAACUUACAUCUAAAGGUAUAGAUUGGCAGUUUAAUUGUCCACAUAAUCCUGCAGAAGGUGGUAUAUGGGAACGGAUGGUCCAAUGUGUAAAACGUGUGUUGCAGUCAACUUUGAAAGAAUCGGCCCCUCGUGAACACACACUGCAAAGUUUCCUGAUUGAAGCGGAAAAUAUUGUGAAUUCCCGUCCGUUGACACACUUGCCGUUGAGCCACGAAGAUGAAGAACCACUAACGCCUAAUCAUUUUUUGUUGGGUUGCCCUAAUACAACACAAACUCCUGCCGGAGCAAAAGAAGAACAGUCUGUUGUACUAAAAAAGCAGUGGCGCAUUUCCCGUCAGCUACGUGAUCAUUUCUGGAACAGGUGGAUAAAAGAAUAUUUGCCCACGUUGACUAGACGCUCCAAAUGGUGUCAACGUACGAAGCCUAUUGCUAUUGGUGAUUUGGUUCUAAUUUGCGAUCCAGCCGUGUCCCGUAGAGAUUGGAAGCGAGGCAGAGUGGAAGAGGUGUUUAUAGGUAGAGAUGGUGUUAUUCGUCGUGCUGAUGUACGUACUAGUACAGGAAUACUAAAGCGACCUGUUUCCAAGCUUGCUGUCCUUGAUUUGGAGUAG
Calliphora vicina (urban bluebottle blowfly) is the source of this 1638-nucleotide messenger RNA. RefSeq lists its product as uncharacterized. Lineage: Eukaryota; Metazoa; Arthropoda; Insecta; Diptera; Calliphoridae. Gene Ontology annotation, molecular function: nucleic acid binding. The coding region runs from base 1 to 1638 and encodes 545 amino acids. Gene Ontology annotation, biological process: DNA integration. The transcript has a single exon. The record is from RefSeq and is a predicted model, not a curated record.